AAGUAGGUAAAUAGGUGAGCCUUCCACUCAGGAUUCGGGAAUGGCGUUUCACUGUGAGAUUCUUCGUCGGCUGUUCCUCUUGCCCGCCUUAUUGGUUCUGACUAUCUCAGGUCUAAGCAAAAACCUUGCCGGCGACAGUUUUCCUAUCAGAGAAGCCAGUGUGCAUGACCUCCAGGCGGCCUUCCAGCAGAAGCAGCUAAGUUCGAGACAACUUGUGGAGUUCUAUCUCGGAGAGAUUGGUAAGCUGAACCCAGUACUUCGUGGAGUAAUAGAGGUGAACCCCGAUGCACUGAAUCAGGCUGACAAGGCCGAUAGAGAACGAAAGAUGAAUGCGCCAGCUGCUGGGUCGUCCCUGUCUGGCCUGCACGGGAUUCCGGUUCUUCUCAAGGACAACAUCGGCAGCAAGGACAGGCUGAAUACAACUGCGGGAUCGUUAGCGCUGGAAGGAUCGAUCGUCCCUGGUGACGCCGGUGUGGUGAAGAAGCUGAGAAAAGCAGGAGCUAUCAUCUUGGGGAAGGCCAGCCUUGCCGAGUGGUCACAUUUCCGUUCUCUAAACCAACCCAGUGGAUGGAGCGCCAGAGGUGGUCAGGGACUCAAUCCAUACCUUCUGUCGAACGAUACUUGUGGAUCCAGCAGUGGUUCAGCCAUUUCAGUGGCAGCAAACAUGGUAGCCGUGUCACUCGGGACAGAGACAGACGGCUCCAUCAUUUGUCCAGCAAGUUUCAACUCUGUUGUGGGAAUCAAACCCACGGUUGGACUCACCAGCCGAGCUGGGGUAAUCCCUAUCUCCCCAAGACAGGAUUCAGUUGGGCCCAUCUGUCGAACAGUGUCAGAUGCAGUUCACGUACUGGAUGCAAUUGUUGGUUUUGACAAGAAGGACGCCAAAGCAACAAGGAAGGCAUCAAGGUUCAUCCCUAAAGGAGGUUACCUGCAGUUUCUAAAGGAAAACGGACUUCAAGGUAAGAGGCUGGGAAUAGUGAGGAAACCGUUCUUCAAGAUUAUUGGUGACUCGUUCGUGGAGAAAGCUUUUGAGGAGCAUUUAAAGAAACUGAGGAAAAAAGGUGCAAUUUUGAUGGACAAUUUGACAAUAGCCCAAGUUGAUGCCAUCCUAGAUCUCUUUCACAGUGGUGAACUUAUUGCUUUGUACGCCGAGUUCAAGCAGUCCCUGAAUGCUUACCUGAAAGAGUUAGUCGCUUCCCCAAUCAGAUCAUUGGCAGAUGCAAUAGCCUUCAACCAGAAUUUUUCAAAACUGGAGAAGAUUGAAGAAUAUCCUCAAGACAUCUUUUUGAAUGCUAAUAGCACCAACGGUAUAGGUGAGGUAGAGAAGGAAGCAUUGAUGAAUAUGAGUAGACUAUCAAGGGAUGGAUUUGAGAAGUUGAUGAUGGAGAAUAACUUGGACGCGUUGGUGACUCCAGAUUCGAGGGUAUCUUCUGUACUGGCAUUUGGGGGAUACCCAGGGAUUACUGUUCCUGCGGGUUAUAAUCGUAAAGGAUUGCCAUUUGGCAUCUUCUUUUCGGGAUUGAAGGGUUCUGAGCCGAAGCUGAUAGAGAUUGCUUAUGCCUUCGAACAGGCCACCAAAGUCAGGGUUCCUCCUCCUAACAUCUCAACAGAUAUGAUAUCGUAACUAAUGAAUAAUCAUCUCUCUCUCUUCGAGUGCCUGGAUAAAUAAACCCGUUAUGGAUGACUGGAUGCAUGUUUGAAUCCAAAACAGUUCAUUCUUCUUCCUUGUAUCAAUUUAUUAUUGGGCGAAGAAUGAAAAUUCUUCACCUUAGCCCUGUUGAAAUACCAUCAGUUCCUUUUUUGAAUUAAUGUAAGUUAAUGAAAUUCUCUCUA
Molecule: messenger RNA, 1833 nt
Organism: Nelumbo nucifera (sacred lotus)
Lineage: Eukaryota; Viridiplantae; Streptophyta; Magnoliopsida; Proteales; Nelumbonaceae
Product: Amidase family protein
Source: RefSeq, a predicted model, not a curated record